ACAGUAAACACAAGUGAGAAGGAAACAUUUGUCAUGGAAGCCAGGGAGCUGGAGAGCCCCACUCCAACCUACCAUCUCAUUCCUGAGGCCAGCCAGCCCAAGGAAGAUGUCAACAUGCAACCUCAACAGACCGCAGAAACUAUGCAGCUAAAGAAGGAGAUCUCGCUGUUGAAUGGGGUCAGCCUGGUGGUGGGCAACAUGAUUGGCUCAGGAAUAUUUGUCUCACCCAAGGGCGUGCUGGUAUACACUGCCUCCUAUGGGUUGUCUCUGGUCGUAUGGGCCAUUGGUGGGCUUUUCUCCGUUGUUGGUGCCCUUUGCUAUGCAGAGCUGGGGACCACCAUCACCAAGUCUGGGGCCAGCUAUGCUUAUAUUCUAGAGGCCUUUGGGGGCUUCAUUGCCUUUAUCCGCCUGUGGGCCUCUUUGCUAAUCAUUGAGCCCACCAGUCAGGCCAUCAUUGCUAUCACCUUCGCCAACUACAUCAUCCAGCCCUCGUUCCCUACCUGUGAUCCGCCAUACCUGGCCUGCCGUCUCCUCGCUGCUGCUUGCAUAUGUCUGCUGACAUUUGUGAACUGUGCUUAUGUCAAGUGGGGCACACGUGUUCAGGACACGUUCACUUAUGCCAAGGUCCUAGCGCUCAUUGCCAUCAUUGUCAUGGGCCUCGUUAAACUGUGCCAGGGACACUCUGAGCACUUUCAGGACGCCUUUGAGGGUUCCUCCUGGGACAUGGGAGACCUCUCUCUUGCCCUCUACUCUGCCCUCUUCUCUUACUCAGGUUGGGACACCCUUAAUUUUGUAACAGAAGAAAUCAAAAACCCAGAAAGAAAUUUGCCCCUGGCCAUUGGGAUUUCUAUGCCAAUUGUGACGCUCAUCUACAUCCUGACCAAUGUGGCCUAUUACACAGUGCUGAGCAUUUCAGAUGUCCUUGACAGUGAUGCCGUGGCUGUGACAUUUGCUGACCAGACAUUUGGCAUGUUCAGCUGGACCAUUCCCAUUGCUGUUGCCCUGUCCUGCUUUGGGGGCCUCAAUGCAUCUAUCUUUGCUUCAUCAAGGUUGUUCUUCGUGGGCUCCCGUGAGGGCCACCUCCCGGAUGUUCUGUCCAUGAUCCACAUUGAACGUUUUACACCCAUCCCUGCUUUACUGUUCAAUUGUACCAUGACACUCAUCUACCUCACAGUGGAAGAUGUUUUCCUGCUCAUCAACUACUUCAGCUUCAGCUAUUGGUUCUUUGUGGGCCUGUCUGUUGCUGGACAGCUCUAUCUUCGCUGGAAGGAGCCUGAGCGACCCCGGCCUCUCAAGCUGAGCCUGUUUUUUCCCAUCGUGUUCUGCAUAUGCUCCUUGUUCCUGGUGAUUGUGCCUCUAUACGGUGACACCAUCAAUUCCCUCAUUGGCAUCGGGAUUGCUCUCUCUGGGAUUCCUGUCUACUUCGUGGGUGUUUACUUGCCCGAGUCCCAGAGGCCAGUCCUUAUUCGAAAUGUCCUGGCUGCUGUCACCAAAGUCACCCAGCAGCUUUGCUUUUGCGUCCUGACUGAGCUUGAUGUAGCUGAAGAAAAAAAGGUUGAGAGGAAAACGGACUAGAGGCCAGAGGUGAUGUCUCUUGAGGCCUGGAAGGCCAACCAGCCACCAAAGUCCAGAUGACAAGACUGCAGGCCC
Molecule: messenger RNA, 1650 nt
Organism: Odobenus rosmarus divergens (Pacific walrus)
Lineage: Eukaryota; Metazoa; Chordata; Mammalia; Carnivora; Odobenidae
Gene: SLC7A6
Product: solute carrier family 7 (amino acid transporter light chain, y+L system), member 6
Exons: 9
Coding region: 34-1575 (513 amino acids)
Biological process (GO): amino acid transmembrane transport
Cellular component (GO): membrane
Molecular function (GO): L-amino acid transmembrane transporter activity
Source: RefSeq, a predicted model, not a curated record